AUUCUCAUGCCUCCACUCUCAGCUGCCUGAGGACGCUGCUUCACUGCAGACACAGGAGUUCACCUCAGACGGUAAAAGAUUGUCCUCAAAGUACUUUGACAGAGAUGGAUAUAAUGGCCUAUGUGACUGAGAUCCGGCUGAGUGGAGGCUGGAGCGGAGGGGCUCCCUCCUCCUGCCCCGAGGUGGAGCUGGAGGUCAUCGAGGAGUACCUGCAGGAGCAUUCACUGGAGGUCCAGUCUGCACACAUGCCUGCCUCACCUCAGAGUACCACGGGGCCACAACCGCACACACUCCUCCACCAGGGCGGCAGGAUCAUAGAGAACAGCUGGUCGGGUCAGCAUGCUUACGAGUGGCACUGUGGCUCAAACACUCCAUAUGAGGAGUAUGAAGAGCAAGCCCCGCCUCCAGCCUGGCCGUGUCCCCAUGACAACCAAUGGGACCACAUCACGUAUUCCUACGAGGCCCCUGCAUACAUCGACUCAGACUCGCAGUCCAGUUGCUCUCAGUACCAGGAGUACCAAGAUUCACCAUCACCGUCGUCGGACAGGGAGAGCGGGAAGGACAGAGACUCCCUGACUCUUGCACCAUUUUCAGCAGGAAAGAGGAAGGAGCGGUUGUUCCAGUUCCUGUUCGAGAUGCUCCAGACGCCGUCCAUGCGCAGCUGCAUCUGGUGGGUCCAGUCCUCCUCGGGCACCUUUCAGUUCUCUUCCCAAAACAAGGAGCGCCUGGCGCAGGUCUGGGGCCGACGCAAGGGGAACCGCAAGACCAUGACCUACCAGAAGAUGGCACGGGCGCUGAGGAACUACUCCCGCACCGGCGAGAUUCAGAAGGUGAAGAGAAAGCUCACGUAUCAGUUCCAAGAGAAGACACUGAGAGGCCUGCGAGGAGACUCUAACAGAGCGUAGGAAGCGUGGUGGCGAGCCCAUGAGAAGAAGCACAGUGGAUAUUCAUAAACAAAACCUCUGUGGAUGUCCCUUUAAUGUCCUUUCUUCUGAUUCAUGUCUAAACAAAUGAAUACUGAGUAUUUGAAAAGCCAGUCGGAGCUUUCUAUAGAUACAGAACCAUUUAGGAAUAGGUUCAUAUCAGGACUGGAAAUUAUGAUACUGGCACAAUGAUGCAAAUCUAUGUAAAUCUAAAAGGU
Messenger RNA from Limanda limanda (common dab), 1141 nucleotides. RefSeq names its product transcription factor Spi-C. Gene Ontology annotation, cellular component: nucleus. The record is from RefSeq and is a predicted model, not a curated record. Gene Ontology annotation, molecular function: DNA-binding transcription factor activity, RNA polymerase II-specific; sequence-specific DNA binding. Gene Ontology annotation, biological process: regulation of transcription by RNA polymerase II; cell differentiation. The transcript is spliced from 6 exons. The coding region runs from base 105 to 905 and encodes 266 amino acids. NCBI's taxonomy places the organism in Eukaryota, Metazoa, Chordata, Actinopteri, Pleuronectiformes, Pleuronectidae.